This is a messenger RNA of Dermochelys coriacea (leatherback sea turtle), 10624 nucleotides long. It is a transcript of the gene MAP2K7, whose product is annotated as mitogen-activated protein kinase kinase 7. The record is from RefSeq and is a predicted model, not a curated record. The transcript is spliced from 13 exons. Bases 65 to 1492 code for a protein of 475 amino acids. Gene Ontology annotation, biological process: protein phosphorylation. Gene Ontology annotation, molecular function: ATP binding; protein kinase activity. NCBI's taxonomy places the organism in Eukaryota, Metazoa, Chordata, Testudines, Dermochelyidae.
CGCGCCUGCGCAGCGUGGUGUUUGUGUAUUCUGGCUGCGAGGCGGCGCUGGCUCCGGGGGGAAGAUGGCGGCGUCCUCGCUGGAGCAGAAACUGUCCCGCCUGGAGGCCAAGCUGAAGCAGGAGAACCGGGAGGCCCGGCGGAAGAUCGACCUGAACCUGGAGAUCAGCCCAGCCCGGGCCCGGCCCAUUAUUGUGAUCACUCUAAGCCCUGCUCCCGCUCCGUCCCAACGAGCAGCCCUGCAGCUCCCCCUGGCGAACGAUGGCAGCAGCCGCUCCUCGUCCUCGGAGAACUCUCCCCAGCAUCAAACGCACCAGCCGCGCCCCCGCCACAUGCUGGGCCUGCCCCAGCCACCCUUCCCCAUACCCAGGAGCAUGGAGAGUAUAGAGAUAGAUCAGAAGCUGCAGGAAAUCAUGAAGCAAACGGGUUACCUGACUAUAGGAGGGCAGCGGUACCAAGCAGAGAUCAAUGACCUGGAGAACCUGGGCGAGAUUGGCAGUGGGACAUGUGGUCAGGUGUGGAAGAUGCGAUUCAAGAAAACUGGACACAUCAUAGCCGUGAAGCAAAUGCGUCGCUCAGGUAACAAGGAGGAGAACAAGAGGAUCCUGAUGGACCUGGAUGUGGUGCUGAAAAGCCACGACUGCCCCUACAUUGUCCAGUGCUUCGGGACCUUCAUCACCAAUACAGAUGUCUUCAUUGCCAUGGAGCUGAUGGGCACAUGUGCGGAGAAGCUCAAGAAACGCAUCCAGGGGCCCAUCCCUGAGAGGAUCCUGGGGAAAAUGACAGUGGCAAUCGUCAAGGCGCUCUACUACCUGAAGGAGAAGCAUGGCGUCAUCCAUCGAGACGUCAAACCCUCCAACAUCCUGCUAGACGAGAGGGGGCAGAUAAAGCUGUGUGACUUUGGGAUCAGCGGGAGGCUGGUGGACUCGAAGGCCAAGACCCGGAGUGCGGGCUGUGCGGCUUACAUGGCGCCUGAAAGGAUAGACCCUCCUGAUCCCACCAAACCAGACUACGAUAUCCGAGCGGAUGUGUGGAGCCUGGGCAUCUCCCUGGUCGAACUGGCUACCGGUCAGUUUCCCUACAAGAACUGUAAAACGGACUUUGAGGUGCUCACCAAGGUCUUGCAGGAAGAUCCUCCCCUGCUCCCAAACAACAUGGGCUUCUCCGUGGACUUCCAGUCCUUCGUUAAAGACUGCCUUACUAAAGAUCACAGGAAGAGACCAAAGUACAACAAGCUACUUGAACACAACUUCAUCAAGCGUUACGAGACACUGGAAGUGGACGUGGCGUCUUGGUUCAAAGAUGUCAUGGCCAAGACAGAGUCGCCCCGUACGAGCAGCAUCCUCAGCCAGCACCACCUGCCUUUCUUCACCAGAGUCCUUGUGUCUCGGGCACCAGUGAGCCGAAGAAGACAAGUCCCUCUCCAUCUCUGUCCCAUGUCCCCUGGAUGGGAAGCUUCUUUCCAACUUGGCUCUGCAUCUCCAGCUGGGUGAGAGAAGGCCCCUUUCCAGCCUGGUCCUGCAUCUCCAGCUGCUUGGGAGCCUGCAGCCUGCAUCGCAGCCAGAUGAGAGAAGGCCCUUUCCAGCCUGGCUUUGCAUCUCCAGCUAGAUGAGAGAUGGCCUCUUCCAGCCAUGUCCUGUGUCUCGAGCCAGAUGAGAGAAGGCCUGUUCCAGUCCUGGCCCUGCAUCACUGGCUGGACGAGAGAAGACUAUUUCCAGUCCUGUUUUGCAUCUGCAGCUGGAGAAGAAAGGGCUCUUCCCAACCCUGUCCCGCAACCUCCUUCAGACAAGAAGGCUCUGCUGGGAACCUCAUACUUCCCUUGGCCCGGAGCGGUGGCGCAUCACCGGUUUAUGCCUCUCUCUUCACCCCUCCUGCCCCCCGAGAGACUAGGGGAAUGGGGAAGGGAGGCUGGGACCCUCACUCACGCACUGUGAACAAAGACACACAACAAUUUUUUACUCCUUAUUUAUUAAGUUUGGACUCUGCAGUGCUGCGGGCUCCCUGCCGUGCCCGUCCGCCAGCCUCCUGCGUUGUUGUAUGUCUCUUACUUUUCUCUCGUGUUUUGGGAUUGUAUUGGGGGAGGGGAAAGGGUGAGGGAGGGGGCACACGGGGCUUCAGACUUCACUUAGGAGCUCAGCCCUUGCCCUCUGUUCAUUUCAUUUUAUUUUUCCUUGUGGGUGGGGCUGGGAUGGGUUUUGGGGUUAUUCUUGCUGGAAGCAGCUCUGCUGAAGUGAUUUAUGCUGAUUUUUUUUUUUUUAAUUCUGUUUUUGAUCUCAGGGGUUUUCCUGUUUCCUUUUUUUCUUUCUUGGAGUGCGAACAAAAGUUUUUUGUUUUUCUUCUGUCCGCGGCUUUGUAUUUACCAAAGUGAUUGCUGGGCUGCUGAGCAUUGGGAGAACACGGCUGCAUGUUGUUUUUCUUUUGCUAUUUAAAAGGAGGGAGUGAAAAUGCAAAAAAAAAAAAGUUAAUUCUAGGGGAUAGAAACAAGUAUUGCAGCCUGCAAUCUCCUCCCACCGCGGCAGCUGCGGAGUUGUAAAAAUCAAAGACACUAAUGAAACUUGAAGUUGUUCCUUUCCCAUCACCUCCUUCCUUUAAAUCUUGUCAGAGCCCUGGGUUUAUUAAGGUUUGUCCUCAGCUGGUGUGAAGGGCGUAGUGGCCAGCAGUGGAACGGUGCUGGUUCAGCACAGCUGCUGUAAGACGGUCCCUCCCAUCUGGCUUCUCCGGAGCUCUGCAGAUGUGAAUCAGUGCAGCCGUGACAACAGCAGAGCUAUGCUGGUUGACAUCGGCUGGAGGUCAGCCUGGCUCCACCAGCCUCCCCGGUUGAUGUUUGCUGAGGAUUUGGCUGAUAAUUGGUAGCAUUUCACCUCUUUGGAAGCCUGGGGGGUGUCUUGGGGGAGGGGGCUCCGGUCAGAGCUUUUUGGGGGGCUGUUGAUUGUUUGUUUUUUCACUUUCAUUCUGAUUCACUGGGGAAGGCAGGUGCCCUCAUCAGCUUUGGGAAGCAGAAGGUGGGGAGCAUAAUCCUGAAAGCCUGUGGGAUGAGCUCCGGUCUCCAACCUCUCUUGACCCAGCCUCCGAACGAGACCGUGUAGCUCACAGGGGCUGCGGUUGACAUUCAGCCCAUUUUUAGCAGAGAUCUUGGCUUUUUGCCUCCAGAAGGACUUGGGUUUGCUUCCUCUCUCAGCCGCCGACUGGAACGUGGCAUGGGCUCCCCUACAGCUGGUUUGGGUUAGGCUCACCAUUUCCCAGCUCCGAGCAGGAUUGGGCUCUGCACAGCCCUUGCUGCUGGCUGGGAGAGGUGUACGUUGCUCUGACAGUACCCCAGGUGCUCAGAUCCGAUGAUGAUGGGCAAGUUGCUUUACAAAUCCCAGCCAAAAAAUAGUGACACGGAGAAGGUCAGGUGCCAAGCAGAUUUGGGCUGCAAGGUUCCUUGAGAUUCUGAGUCCGGCUGGCAGCCGAGAACCAUAUUGCACUUUUGGCCCUGUUUCUCCAGUCCAGCGAUAGAAAGAAACCUCCUAGCAAGGGGACCCACAGGCUGCAGGGUGGCACCUCUCAUCUUGCCCGGCCUGGUCUUUUCUGUCCAGCACACUGAAACCACUUAGUGCCCAUGGUUCUCAGAAAGAGAGGUGGAGCCUGGGUGGGUGGAAACAUGAACACAGGUGCCCACAAGGUCAGCAGGAUAGGGAGGUAGGAAGGAUCUUCAAACCCAAAUGCAAGUUCUGGCACAAUACACCCCAGAGCUCCUCUUUCCCCACAAACGGGAGCUGGAUGGGAGAGACAUCCCCUCACUAACGUGGCAGCAAGGAAACCCGUCGGACUGUUGGGGUGGGAGGAAGAGGCGCCCUGCUGCCUUAUGGCAGGGUGGGGGUGGGGGACAUGUCUCCUCCUUGGGUCUCCAGGGAGAGCUUACAGCUGUUUGGAUCCUCAGUGGUGGAUAGCUGUUAAUAAAAAAGAGGAGGAGUUGAGAGCAGCUGGCACAGGGAACGAGAGGAGCCCUCAGCUUCCGACACACAAAGCUAAAUCAGAAAGGUUGUCAAAGAAGCUGUAAACGCAGUGCAGGAUACCACGUGUGGCCAUUUCCAGGUGGCUUUCUAGAUGCCCUGAAGAUUAGCCCUGGCCCAAGCCUUCCUUUGCCAUCACCUCCCAUGUCUUCACAGAGGGCUUAGUGAAGACUUCCCGCAGAACCCAUCAGCCACAGCCAUUCCACUGGUCUGAGGAUCUGAAGCCUCUGGCAUGGCACUACAGAAAAGCAUGGCACUGCCAAGCCUGCACUACUCCAUCCUUGCAAAGAAAAUAGCCCAUGGGAGGCAUUAAGGAGUUGUUGGUGUUGAAUCUGGUCCUGCCAGUCUAUUUCCCCUCACAUCUCUCCUGCUAAGAGUUACCGUUGCCAGCAAACACUGGAGUGGACGUUUGCAAGCACAUCCUGCAGUUAGAUCAGUACAGUUUAACUCAUCCUCACAAUGCAGCUGGCAUGGAAUUUCCUAGAUGCAGGUGGAAAUUAUGGGACCAACUGUAUCCUCAGGAAUCUAAGUCCUAAGAGCUAUAGAUUUUGGCUUGUUCUGUUUCUAAAUGUGGAAGAGGCCCUCAGUCUAAACAGUGAGAACUUUGUUCCAGUGUGGAUGCAGAAUAGACUCAGCAGGGUCCCAACUCUACUGCCCUGUGCUAGGCUCAGGGCGAAAGGAGAGAGCCCUCUGGUGGCCCUUUCAGAAGCUGCUGCUGAUUGGUGUAGUGGUGUGUUAGGAGACGUAAAGGGAACUAGUUCUCUAGCCUCAAGGACUGGAAGUCUCAGGCAGACAAGAUAGAUUGGGAUUAGUGAUGGGAUGACAGCGAAAGGCGGGCAUGGAGGGAGCAUUGUUGAGGGAAAACGAGAGAGAGGAUUUCUGGCACAGAAGGUCGGAGGGAUUUGUUACUGUAACUAGGAAAGUGCAGGGAGGCUGUUGGUGAACUUGGAAGCGAAGUAUGUUGGGGAUGGCGGUGAGUUUUAGGGAUGCUUUGGUUUGGAGGCGGAACAGGUAGUACUGGGCCUGCAGUCUCGGCUCAGUGAAGAAGUUUCAAAAGUUGAAGAGCAAACUAGGCCGGAGAGGACUGUGCAAAAGAGAGAUUAAACCGGGGCAGGGAGCAGAGUUUUAUAGGGGAACCCGGCAGGUCCCCAGUAGGAAGCUGAGGAAUGUAAAGCCAUAUUUUACCCUCCACGGGUUGGGAGGCACUUGUGCCUUGCUCUAACUCUUGGCCCAGUGUCAGUCAGUGACAAUCAAACCACUUACUUACCACGGCAGCUGAUAUUUCAAGUUGUGGGUUUGAGUGACAGAAGAGAGAGUUAAGUGGGGUACUCAGUAUAGCAAUUUGGCCAGUGUCCAUUACUCCCUGGCAUUAGCAUGUUGCAGGGACUCCCAGGAAGGUUAUUGGACGCUUAUUGUCCCUGCCCCUGGAGCUACCUUUCCAUAUGAUGCAUAUAACCUCUUCCAUGCCAUUUGCCACAUGCUCCCAAGAGACCCAAGCAAAGGCCACUCUGCCAAGGGGAUGCAUUUGUUCUUGAUGUCAGGAGAAAGCUGUUGAGGUGUUGCCGAGUGGGAGAGCAUUAAAAGGAGGGAAGAGGAUUUUCAUGGACCAGACAGGACAUGUUGGCUGGAGGUGCAUAGUAGAUGUAGAUCUACUAUGGAACUGGAGUGCCCUGGAUGGGCCCUUGUAGCAGAAGAGGUGGAAUUUUACAAUGCGAAUAUCCUCUGGAGAAUCCAGCAUGUUAUCUACACUGAAGGGAAGGUGUAAACAGCUGAGUCUCAUUAACUUAACGAAAAGAAGGUUAAGAGGUGACUGACUAUGGUCUGUAAGUACCUAUUCAGGGAGCAGAUUACUCAAAACAGAGGGCUCUUUAAUCUAGCAGACAAAGGCAAAAUGAGAUAGAAUGGCUGGGAGCUGAAGAAUACCAACUGGAAAUCAAGGCCCACCUUUUUAAUAGUGAUAGGGAUUAACCAGUAGAACAGCUUGCCAAGGGCUGCAAUAAGUGCUCCAUCACUUGGAGUUUCUAAUUGCAGGCUGGACACAGACACACUAAAAGACACACUCAAGCCCAACCACAAGUUAGUGGGCUGGAUGCAGGAAUCCCUGGGUUAGGCUCUGCCGGAUGGUCUGAUGAUCUGAUGGUCCCAUCUUGCCCUAUAGUCUAUGAAUAGCCAAAAGGGAAGUAGAUUACAAAUGGGCAAGGAUCGGGAGGCCCAGCACGCAGCCUUCCACUGGUUCAGUGGGGAUUUCCUGCAGCUUGACAAGGCACGUUGGGAUGGGUGGAGAGCAGAGGUGAGAAUCAGAGGUUUGCGUUAGAACGCCAAGUGAAAUGCAGCCCAUGCAGGGCAGAGCAGUGGGGACGGAAUGUGGGGGAAUGUGUCUUUGGAUGGUAGGAUAAAGUGGAGGUGGUGAGCAGAAGUAGAGAAGGGAUUAGUGGAGAAGUAAUUGCAAUUGACUCUUGGGGAAAUGGUUUAAAAUGCAUUAGCAGGAAGCUGCCACAGAAUAGUGUCAGUGGCAGGAAUCUGGCUCUUUGGCGCAUCCAAAUAGUGAUACCUCUGGCAUGGCUGAUCGUCUCCAGAUCUAGCAUUUAGGAAUUCUGUGCCUGUGUAUCCAAUGAAGCAUCUAGGCUGAUCCUAUGGCAGAGAGAGCUUUUUGGCGGGAUCUGAGCAGUACCAUGAACAGCAGAGCAGCAAAUGCUGCCUGUGCUGCAAGAUCAUCCCUCGAGGAACUGGUGCAGUCGCCUUAAGAGGCUGUAAACCACUCUCCAGGCAAGCUUCGAAUUUGAUGACCACCCAGAAAACAGCCACCAGAUCCGAAGAGGCAGAAGUUUUCAGGUUGGGUUCUUGUUGUUCAAACCCCUCUUGCUCUGUUUGAUUAACAGCCACAGCAGUGGGUUGGCUCUAUCCGACAGAUGUUGAUGGCCAAUAUUUACCAGGUAGCCCAAGAAGUCUUCAACCUAGUGACGUUAGGCGUGCAAGGAUUUGAUUGUAUGUAAAUUUCAGCCAACAGAGAGCCAGAGUCCACUAUUGUCUCAACCCCUAAUGUUCAAAAGACACGGAUCAGGCCCUUCAAAAUCAUGAGAUUAGCUUAAAAAUCAGAUGCUCAUUUUGGGUUUCUUUUCAUUUACCUUCUGGCUUUUGAGCCUUUAGCGGGGGUCUCACUUUCAAGCUUUUCUAGGGCUAAAAACUAAAGGAAAGUGGAGAUUCUUCUGUAAUCACAGGACUCCAGGAGCUGGGGGCUUUAAGAUACCAAAUAUUGCAAUAAAAAUACAGGCUUGACAACACUGACCUGAUCCUCAGCUACUAUAAAUCAGCGUCACUCUAUUGACUUCAGUGGAGUGAUGCUGAUUUACACCAGUGGGGGAUCUGUCCCCAUUGACUUUAAUGGAAUGAUGGCCAUUUACACCAGCUGGAGAUUUUCCUCAUUGACUGCAGUGGAGUGACACCAAUUUACACCAGCCAGGAUCUGGUGGAAUCUCUUUGAUUUUUAACUACUAAGAGUCAGAUUUUUUUCAUGUGCUCAGCUCCGCAAAACCGAGGCCAAGUUUUCAUCAGAGCACCUGUGUAGGCACUUACUUGACAUGACCACUUGUUCUGUGGAUGCUGUUGGGUGCUGAGACCUUUUGAAAACCCAUAUGUUUCAUUUCAGUGCUGACAUGAGAGCUGAGCCCUUUAAGGAAAUGUGGCCUUUUAAGGCAGGUCUUUUCAAAGGAGUCCCUUGACUCUCAGGUUCAGGGGCCUGUUUGCUAGAUGCUGCACAGACACAUAGUGAGAGAUGGUCCCUGUCCUGAAGACCUCACAGUCUAAAUAGCCAAAAGGUGGGUGAGGAAACAGGGCCAGUGACAGAGCCAGGAGUAGAACCCAGGCCUCCUGAACCCCAUUCCAGUGCCCCAGUUAGAAUCUGAUCCUUCCAACUCUACCAUUGGGGCUGACCCUGCCUCACUGAUGUGUGUGAUUUCAACUGGGCUGUUAAUAUGGGCCUCUCUUCUGCAGAGCAGUUCAAUGCAUGCUUGGAUCUUGCUGGUUUUGUGCGGUGCUGUGCUGAACUGGUGUCUUGAGUGAGGGUUGCUAGAUCAAAGCAGUUAUUGGCUAAGUGCUGAGACUAGAUCGGAUCCAGGAUUUUGGAAAGGCAUCACAGUUUGGUAGCAAGCAGGGGUUUGUGAAAGUACUGGCUUCCAAUGAGGGGUUGUAACCUAAGAGUUUGCAAAAUUGCUUCCAGUCAUCUUAGAAUCUCUGACCGUUAGGGGGUGCAGUCCCACUCCCUUUCACUUCAGCUGAGAUCAGGCCCUGCCUCUUAAGGGGAAACAGCCCCACUUUUCACUCAGUGUUUCUGACAUUCCCACGGUGAUAUAACCUAAAUUGAACACAGACCCCACGGGUAGGGAUGGGGUGGGUGGGUGGACGACAAAGGCUUUUUCAAUAGUUUAAACGUUGGGAUGUUUUUUCAAGGAGAAGAAGAAUUGCCAGGAUUGGGGGGAGGGUAGAAAAAUGCAGUUUUAUUGCAUUUUUUUAAAUUAUUUUUUUAUGUUUUAAUUUAGAACAAAUCUCUGUUAAUAUUAUUUUAAUUCGGGUGGUUACGUGUUUUUUAAUCGCAGAUCUGACAUCUGCUCUUAUUAUAUUUUGUGUGUGUGUGUGUGUGUGUGUGCGUGCACGCGCACAGGUGUGUGCAUGCAUUCAACUGGGGAUUUUAAAGAAAACAAAAAAAACAAAAAAAAUUCAUGCCAAAGGUAGGGCAGAGAAUAGCUGGAUAGACAAUUAUAUUCUAGGUAUUAGCAUUUCACUAUAUUAUCUAUAUAGUAUAUUAUAUUAUAUUAUUAUUAUUAUAAAUUCGCAUGUUAAAAACUAAUAGGCGUAACUUCUAUCUUAUAUGGAAAGAGACUUUAGGUUUUGAUCACUUGUACAUUCGGUCACUCAUCUGUCUUGAUUCUUGGAGAGCUGACCUGAAUCUAAUAAGCUUUAGUAGUUUCCCCAAGGUGGGGCUACUGGCUUUAUAUCUUUUAGUAGCCACCAAAAAAAUUGAAAAAAAAAAAAACCUUGGGUGUAAUUUUCAAAGCCCCUAAAUAACCCAGGAACCUAAGUCUUAUUUUCAAAAGUGAUCUAGGCACUUACAGGCCUCAUCAUCAUUGAAGGUAAAUGGGCUCCUUGGGCACAUUUGAAAAUGGAAUGUAGGCACUUUUGAAAAUUGAACCCGUUGUCUUUUAAAAAGGUGUCAUUUGGCCAAAGUUGAAUAGAGAGGUCUGGAAACAGAGUGGCUGGCAGUCCUAGAUCACGACAGCAAAAAUCAAUUCAGGGUACAGGGGGCACUACCUAUCUGUGUCUUUAAGUUUCUUGCAGAGCUGGCUGAUUCUUGUAUCGAAAUCCACCCUUUACCAUUAAGGUUACAGCUACACCAGGAUUCUCACUGGCCAGCUGUUUAGCUUUUAAGUUUGCUCAAAUAUCCUUUUGCUCUUCCCUCCUCACUCUCAGUAAUUGCAGGAAAUCCAAACCUUACAAAUUAUUUAUUGGCCAGCAGAAACUUUUUGCGUGCAUUUUAUGUGUCCUUUUAAUGUAUUGUAUUUUUUUAAAAAAAUCGUCCCCCUUUCCUUUCCUUUUCAUGGGGUAUAUUGAUACUUAUCUACUGCUCUCGCGCUCUCUCUCUGCUUAGAGCUGGUAUGAGGAGUAGGUCGGUGGAAUUUUAUUGGGGAGAAUUGAGCAUCCAUAAACUUGAGAGAGAUUUCCUCUCUCAUGUGAUUUGGCAACUCUACAAAUAAAGUCAGAUUGUUUCCUUUUAUUCUCUCACUCUGCAGUGACAUUUUAAAGAAACGAUUAUCUUAGCUGGGAGCCAAAAAUCUUUGCCUCUUAAAAGAUUUUCCUAGAGUGCCAUGAAUGGAUGUGGGGGCGCUUGAAUGGAACGUGGGAUCUGCUUCCCACCUUGGAAACUCUCUGAGAGGCUUACAGGCUGACAGCUCAGAAGAAGGGGGAGGGGAAUUAUCGGGGAGCCAGCCUCCCACUGAGUGUGAUGGGCUCUGGGUCUGGCUUGCGGCGAAUGAGGGCCAGGAAACAGUGGUAGCAGAUAUAGAGGACAGCAGGGAUUAGCAUGGAGUGGGAGGAGCAAGAGUGUGGAAGUAGAAGUAGCUGGGGUGUGUGGGUGUGGCUAGGAUGUGUGGGAGGGGCCAGAGGAGGAGCCAUCACCUUUAGCAAACAGUGCAAUCGAUGAGAAGGGUAUCUAAGCUGGGAAAAUUAUGUCCCCAAGAUGGGAUUGUAAUGAAUGCUGAGAGCCAGAAUCCAGCAUUUAGGCCACGGGAGAGGGGGCUGAGGGUUGUGAUGGGUUUCCCCCGUCUUUACUUGAGGCAGGAAACACUGGCUCCCACUUCCAUUCUCUGGCAAGCCCAGCAUUUGUUCAGGCUUUUUUGGUAGUGUAUUAAUAAUACUGGGUUUUUUACACUGCGAUUUAAUAUUAUACCAGUGUUGAAAAAAAGCCAUUAAAAUAGGGGUUGGGGUGGGUUUUUUAGUUUUGUUUUGUUUCAUUUUGUAGCAGCUAAAUGUGUUAGCAAUGCCAAAGCAUUUAAAGAUUUUAAUGGGGUGGGGCAAAGAAAGGGGCAUCAUGGCAUUUUCAGGGCAUUGCCUGGUUUAUUAAAGCUGCCUUGGAUUUUG